Messenger RNA from Scatophagus argus, 873 nucleotides. RefSeq lists its product as uncharacterized. The transcript has 6 exons. The record is from RefSeq and is a predicted model, not a curated record. Lineage: Eukaryota; Metazoa; Chordata; Actinopteri; Scatophagidae. The coding region runs from base 54 to 758 and encodes 234 amino acids.
UUGGUCAAUUUUGUCUGUAUAAGACUGCGCUGCUACAAAGAGACAACAGAGCCAUGAUGAAGACUUUGUGUGUUGUUGUUGUGCUGAGUCUCUUCUCAGUGUGCCAGUCUGCAUCACUGGCCUGUGAGAAACUUCUGAACCCCCUGGACAAAGGUCCAGAUCUAUCUGGGAGUUGGCACAUCAUUGCUGUGUCCUCAGAAAACUGCUUGUUUACAGCAUUAAUAAAUGCUCUUGUUUUGCUAAGUGCUAAAGUCAACAUUACUUCAAAGGACACACCAAACACCUACGACACCAACUUUAAGAUUAAAAUUUAUGGAUAUUGUGUAAGUGAAUCAGAACCACUUUUCUACGUCAACAACACCUUGUUUGGUCUCGACAGUAACAAUGCCCCAACUGGUGAUCCAGAUGUGCUGCUGCAAACUGGCUGUCCUGACUGCAUGGUUUUAAAGGGGGUUGAUGUCAUUAGCACAUUCCUGCUUCUAAGCAAAAGAAAGACUGUCUCUGCAGCUGAGCUGAAGGAGUUUGAGACGCAGACAGAGUGUCUCGGCUGGUCCAAACCGCUGGUCUUAAACUCAGAUCAUGACUAUGAAAACUGCCAGUCACUGGAUGAUGACAACACUGACAUUGAUACUUCAGGACUAAUCUAUCAAAGAUUGAAAAGGACUUCUGCAGAGUCCUUCAAGUGUCUUGCGGAAAAUUUUCUUUCUUACCCCAGGGCUGCCUUUCAGUGGGCUCAGCAAUUCUGGUCAAAGCGUUAAGCUGUAGGGCAUCAGUAUCAUAUAUUGCCAAAUGUAUUCACUCACCCUUCCAAAUAAUUGAAUUCAGGUGUUCCAAUCACUUCAAUGGCCACAUGUGUAUAAAAUCAAGCACCUA